This is a messenger RNA of Triticum urartu, 1165 nucleotides long. RefSeq names its product expansin-A24-like. NCBI's taxonomy places the organism in Eukaryota, Viridiplantae, Streptophyta, Magnoliopsida, Poales, Poaceae. Gene Ontology annotation, cellular component: extracellular region. Gene Ontology annotation, biological process: plant-type cell wall organization. The record is from RefSeq and is a predicted model, not a curated record.
UCACACACGAGCAAACGCAUCCAUAGAUACUUCAAGCCAGACGCAGCUAGCGGCAGAUAUGGCUCUAGCUCGAGUUGCUGCAGGGGUGCUGCUGGCGGCGAUCGGCUGUGUGCUCUCUGUGGCCGCGGACAAUCCGAGCACGACAUCCCCGCAACCCUUCGUCUGGCAGAAGGCGCAUGCGACGUUCUACGGCGGUGCUGACGCCUCCGAUACAAUGGGGGGCGCGUGCGGGUACGGCAACCUCUUCUCUGAAGGCUACGGGACGCGCACGGCGGCUCUGAGCACUGUGUUGUUCAAUGACGGCGCCGCGUGCGGGCAGUGCUACAAGAUCGCAUGCGACCGGAAGCGAGCGGACCCGUUGUUUUGCAAGCCCGGCGUGACGGUGACUGUCACUGCCACGAACUUUUGCCCACCCAACGACGCCCUCCCCAAUGACAACGGAGGCUGGUGCAACCCGCCACGGCCACACUUCGACAUGGCCCAGCCGGCAUGGGAGAAGAUCGGUGUUUAUAGAGGUGGCAUCAUCCCCGUCAUGUACCAGAGAGUUCCAUGUGUUAAGCGGGGUGGCGUCAGGUUCAGAAUCAAUGGUCAUGAUUACUUCAAUCUUGUGCUUGUGAGCAACGUUGGUGCAGCAGGCUCGAUCAAGUCCAUGGAUAUCAAGAGCUCUGAUUCCAACGACUGGAUGCCCAUGGCACGCAAUUGGGGCGCUAACUGGCACUCGCUGGCAAACCUCACCGGCAAGAUGCUCUCCUUUAGACUAACCAACACUGAUGGACACACGCUUGUGUUCAACAACGUUGUGCCGAAGGGAUGGAACUUUGGGCAAUCAUUUGCUAGCAAGUUGCAAUUCUAGUGAGCAAUGUCUGCCGACCAAUUAACUUACCAGGGCAAGUGACCGAUUUGUGAUCAUUACACUGCAUUGCGAUGAAAUGCAAGUUAUGGUGGUUAAUGUGUAUGCUACUUAUAGCACUGGUCUAAUGUUACCAUUCAAUUUGUUCAUACUCAUUUGUGUAAUUGGUAAGCUGUAUAUAGAUCCAAUUAAAUUUAUUGAUUUCAUAUUCUUCAAAAUCAAUCAUGUGAUGCAUUCUGUAAACACAUUAUGUCAUUGUCUUGCUGUCUACAUAGUGGUACGCCAUUUGCAUAGGAGAACAUAAAAUAAUCCAUG